Molecule: messenger RNA, 735 nt
Organism: Orycteropus afer afer
Lineage: Eukaryota; Metazoa; Chordata; Mammalia; Tubulidentata; Orycteropodidae
Gene: CFAP73
Product: cilia and flagella associated protein 73
Exons: 7
Coding region: 1-735 (244 amino acids)
Biological process (GO): spermatid development
Source: RefSeq, a predicted model, not a curated record
AUGGCAAGGCCCUGGGAGGAAUAUUUCCAACUGGCCUUACAAGAGAAGCUGUCGAGGAAGAUCCUGGAGCAGAAAGUGCACCACUUCCCCCCAGUGUUACAGCUCCUGGAGAAGAAGCAGGAGCUGGCGGAUGCAGACCAGGCCCUGCAGACCCAGAAGGAGGUGUUCCAGACCAAAAUGGCAGCCCUACAGCAGCGCUGGCAAGAGCUGGAAGAGAAGGAGCGGGAGCUGAAGGGGUCAUUUUUCCGCUUUGACAAGUUCUUGCAGGACGCGGAGGCCAGGCGCAGCCGCUUCCAGGAAGUCCCCGAGCUGGUGGCGCGCUUCGAUGGCUUGGCCAACACACAAGCGGCGCUGAGGCGCACGGAGCGCGAGCAGCUGGCGGAGCUGGAGGUGGCGCGGGCGCGGCUGCAACGGCUGCGGGACACCUGGCAGGACGAGGUACUCUGGCAAGGCCAGCGGCGCGCCCAGCUGCAGGAGCGCCUGGAAGAGGCCCGAGAGCGCACGCUGCACUGGGAAUCCAAGUGGAUUCAGAUCCGGAACACCGCAGCGGAGAAGACCCUGCUCCUGGGGCGGACUAGGAUGGCAGCGCUCAACCUGUUCCAGGUAGUGUGCCAGCAUCGUAGGCAGCCACCCACCCUGGACCUGGAGGACACGGAGGGGCAGCUGGAGCAGGUAAAGCUGUUUAUCCGGGACCUCUCAGGCAUGCUGGCCAGCCUCCCUCAGGCCAAACCAUGA